This is a messenger RNA of Podarcis lilfordi (Lilford's wall lizard), 789 nucleotides long. NCBI's taxonomy places the organism in Eukaryota, Metazoa, Chordata, Lepidosauria, Squamata, Lacertidae. The record is from the annotation of a GenBank genome assembly.
AUGUUUGUGAAGCCGGAAAACCUGGAACUGAAGGAGGAGGAAGCGCUGCUGCUUGGAGCCCGCUCGCCGCCCGCCUCCUCCUCUUCUUCCUCUUCCUCCUCCUCCUCUCUGACGCAGUUCUCGUCCGGCUCCGAAGGGGAGGACGAGGAGGAGGAAGAGGCGUCCCAGCCCCUCUCGCCCUCGGGGCCGGCGGAGGGCGUCCCCGGAGCGGCUUCCGAGCUGGCUCACCUGCGCCACCUGGGCCUGAGACGCCACGACUGCAAGCGGCGCUCGACGGGCCGGGCCCGGAGCGGCUCGCGGGCAACCAAGACGGUGGAGACCGUGCAGCGCCUGAAGAAGAGCCGGCGCCUGAAGGCCAACAACCGCGAGCGCAACCGCAUGCACAACUUGAACUCGGCACUGGACGCCUUGCGCGAGGUGCUGCCCACCUUCCCCGAGGACGCCAAGCUCACCAAAAUCGAAACGCUUCGCUUCGCGCACAACUACAUCUGGGCGCUCAGCGAGACGCUCCGUCUAGCCGACCACGGCGUCGGGGGCGUCGGUGGGGCGGCCGUGGCGGCGGCGGCGGCCGCCUUCUCGGAGGCGGUGCUGGGCAGCGCCGACGGCAGCCCUUCGCCAGCCUCGUCCUGGAGCUGCACCACCAGCCCGGCCCCGUCGGCUGCCUCCUCUUCUUCUUCGACGUACAGCUGCACUCUGUCCCCCUGCAGCCCUGGGGGCAGCUCCGCCUCGGAGCUGGACUACUGGCAGCCGGGCAAGCAGCGCUACGCGCUGUCCAGGGACCUCAUCUGA